Messenger RNA from Peromyscus leucopus (white-footed mouse), 1594 nucleotides. It is a transcript of the gene Clec12b, whose product is annotated as C-type lectin domain family 12 member B. Lineage: Eukaryota; Metazoa; Chordata; Mammalia; Rodentia; Cricetidae. Gene Ontology annotation, biological process: negative regulation of signaling receptor activity; natural killer cell inhibitory signaling pathway. The coding region runs from base 58 to 885 and encodes 275 amino acids. The record is from RefSeq and is a predicted model, not a curated record. Gene Ontology annotation, cellular component: external side of plasma membrane. Gene Ontology annotation, molecular function: protein phosphatase binding; signaling receptor regulator activity. The transcript has 7 exons.
GCUCCUCAUCAUGACAAUAAUGGGCUAAACCUAUGAAACUAAUCACUUUCUCCUACGAUGUCUGAUGAAGUGACCUAUGCAACGCUUAUGCUUCAAGAUUCUGCGAGAGUGAGAAGUAAUCAAGAUGGAAAUAACCUAAGAAAAGAAGGACACCCAGCUCCAUCCUCCAUUUGGCGAGGAGCUGCCUUGAGCCUGAUGACCCUCUGCCUGUUGCUGGUGACCGGACUAGUGACCUUGGGGAUUAUGUUUUUGCAGAUGUCUAAUGAUACUAACUCAGAUUCAGAGAAGUUGAGUCAACUUCAAAAAAUCAUCCACCCACAGCAGAAUAAUCUGUCUGAGAUAUUGAACAUCUCCUGGAAGGAUCCCACAGAGGAAUCUCUCCAGUCCCAGAUCUCUGCCCUCCUGGAGAGGCAGAAACAGAUGGCUACCAAGCUCUGCAAGGAAUUCCUCAUCCACACUUCUGAUCAUAAGUGCAAUCCUUGUCCCAAGACUUGGCAAUGGCAUGGAAACAGUUGCUAUUAUUUCACAACUCAUGAAGAGAAAUCCUGGAGUGACAGCAGAAAGGACUGUAUAGGCAAGAGUGCCGCUCUGGUGAAGAUUGACAGCAUCAAAGAAAGGGAUUUUCUUCAGUCACAGCCAUCACUCACACCCUCUUUCUUUUGGCUGGGAUUGUCCUGGAACUCAACUGGCAAACAUUGGCUAUGGGAAGAUGGUUCGUCUCCCUCUCCAACCCUAUUUAGCAAUCAGGAGCAUGCCAGAUUCAAUGGAUCUAGAGGGUGCGCUUAUUUUGAAAGAGGGAAUGUCUACAUUUCUCGCUGUAGUGCUGAAAUUUCUUGGAUUUGUGAGAAGACAGCUUCCCUGGUGAAGAUUGAAGAUUUGGAUUAAUCUGACUCUUUUAAGUGUAUUGAAAAGAAAAGGCCUAUUGUAGAUCCAUGCAAGAAAGGAGGAAGCUAUGGUAUUGGAGCCAAAAACUGACUAAAAAGUGACUGUACUUCAACCAUCCCACAGAUAAACUUGCUUCACAGAACAUUCUCCACUUCACUGUCUGACUCUCUGACCGGUGUUCUCAUUACUCGGGUCUUACAAUGAUCCUGAGUACCCAGGGAGAAACAUAUCAUUUCAGUUUCUCUCUGAAUAAACAUUGUUUCUUGCUUUAUUCUUACAUGUUCACAAAACAGACUGGGUGAUAUUUAAAUAUUAGCCACCAGACCAACAUGGACCACCAGAAGGGGGCAAGUUCCAGGAGACUCCUGUUAUAAAGGCUGCCCAAUCACGUACAGGUUUGAAGGAAUCCAAGGUAAAGGGCCUGGGACAGCAGUGCUGUAUUGCUGAAUUGGAAAUACUUUACUGCUUUAAAGAUUGUUUGUCUGAACCCAUUUAGCAGCUAAGUAUCAGCCUCCAGGUGCAGAGUAACUCUACUUUGUCUUUCUAUGAAACUACACUAUCAAUUCUCAUAACCGAUAACCUAGAUGAAAUAGGAUGAACACUGUGUCUUAAUAUUUUCAUCAUUUAUUUACACUAAUAAUAUUCAGGCUAUCAAUUUUGCAGCUGGGUAUUAUCAGAACAAUAAAGAUGUUUAUUAUUUUAAUAUUAA